GUCCCCUUCCUACUCUCAACUACUAUAUAAAUUUUUCUAUCUCUGCUAAUAGUACAGCUUUGAAUUUCCAAUUUUCCACACCCAAACAUGGCAUUUCUCACUAGUAUUCUCUCUUUUCUCCUUGUCGUCCUCGCCAUCUCUACAGUCGCUGUUCACGCCGACGAUGAUUGUGUUUAUACGGUGUACAUAAGGACCGGGUCGAUAAUCAAAGGCGGAACGGACUCCAUAAUCAGCGUCAGGUUCUUCGACGAAAACGGCUACGGGCUGGAGAUCAUGAAUCUAGAGUCCUGGGGCGGCCUGAUGGGCGCUGGCUACAACUACUUCGAGAGGGGUAAUCUUGACAUUUUCAGUGGGAGAGGACCUUGCUUGAGCUCUCCGAUCUGCGCUUUGAACUUAACCUCCGAUGGAAGUGGACCACAUCACGGCUGGUACUGUAACUACGUUGAGGUCACCACCACCGGUGUCCACAUGCCUUGCUCGCAGCAGCAGUUCACUGUCGAGCAGUGGCUGGCCCGUGAUGCGUCACCAUACGAGUUGACUGCCAUCAGAAACAAUUGUCCGUUGGAUCUCGGCGACGUUAAAGGUCGCGAUCCCCUCAAACUCAAAUCUGCAGCCAUGUGAGGCGUUUUUGUGGUACCAUUAUUUUAGCUGAUUAAGAUUUUCUUUUUUUUGUUUUUUUUGUUUUUGGGUUUGUGUGGGUGAGACGUGAUCUUACAUCUGUAUGCUAAGUUGUGAUUAAUAAUAAUAAUAAUUAUUUAGGGGCCA
Manihot esculenta (cassava) is the source of this 765-nucleotide messenger RNA. Its product is annotated as PLAT domain-containing protein 3. The coding region runs from base 88 to 621 and encodes 177 amino acids. The transcript is spliced from 2 exons. The record is from RefSeq and is a predicted model, not a curated record. Gene Ontology annotation, molecular function: protein binding. Lineage: Eukaryota; Viridiplantae; Streptophyta; Magnoliopsida; Malpighiales; Euphorbiaceae.